This is a messenger RNA of Solanum pennellii, 1147 nucleotides long. RefSeq names its product phosphatidylinositol transfer protein 3. Lineage: Eukaryota; Viridiplantae; Streptophyta; Magnoliopsida; Solanales; Solanaceae. Bases 165 to 980 code for a protein of 271 amino acids. The record is from RefSeq and is a predicted model, not a curated record. The transcript has 6 exons.
CCCAUUUGAUUUUUGUCUUAAUUUCUCCAACUCCCUCUUUUUAAUUUCCUCUUCCAAAUUAAUUGGCCAUAAAUUGAAGUAGAUGAAAAUUAUAUAUUAAAUUUUAAAGUAAAGUUAGGUUCUUUCUUUUGUAUUUUUCUGUGCUCUGAUAUUUAUAGAAAGUAAUGGAGGGAAAAAUUGAGGCAGCAGAAAAGGAGCUAAACAAUAAUAAUGGGCUAAUAAAAUUGCAGCAACAAGGACAAGAGAUCCAAUCAGUUCACUGCGAUGAUGCCACAAUCAAUGAACAAGAGAUGAACAAGAUUUCUGCUGUUAGAGCUGUAGUUGAAAAACAAGAUCCGUCUUCUAAGGAAGUUGAUGAUUUUGCGAUAAGAAGGUUUCUUCGAGCGAGGGAUCUGGAUGUAGACAAAGCUUCAGCAAUGUUGUUGAAAUACCUAAAAUGGAAGAAAAGCUUUGUGCCAAAUGGGUACAUUUCACCUACUGAGAUACCAAAUGAGAUAGCACACAACAAAAUGUUCUUACAAGGUGUGGACAAAUUAGGACGACCCAUUGCUGUCGUUUUUGGUGGCAGACAUAUGCCGAAUAAACAAGGAGGUCUUGAAGAGUUCAAACGAUUCGUUGUCUUGGCUUUAGACAAACUCUGUUCAAGGACUUCACCAGGAAGAGAAAAGUUUGUGGUAAUUGGGGAUCUACAAGGUUUUGGCUAUUCCAACAGCGAUGUUCGCGCAUAUCUUGGGGCUCUAUCCAUUUUACAGGACUGCUACCCUGAAAGACUAGGAAAACUGAUUGUGGUUCAUGUUCCUUACAUAUUCUGGACAAUGUGGAAGCUUGUGUACCCUUUUAUUGAUAACAACACCAAGAAGAAGAUUACAUUCGUGGAAAACAAACGACUCAAAGAAACUCUACUUGAAGACAUUGAUGAAAGCCAGCUACCAGAUAUUUAUGGAGGCAAAAUGCCAUUAGUUCCUAUUCACGAAGCCUAAGCAAGUAGUUAAAGAUCAUUAUUAUUCAGAGCUUGUUUACGCGGUGUUUCAGGUAAUGCUCUCGAUAAGAAGACAACAACAUUUGUACUACGAUUAUACAUUUGUAUACAUUAUGCAUUCGUAAACAUCUAGCCAUUAUAUAGAAGAGAAUUGAAAUUUUCAACUCA